Messenger RNA from Daktulosphaira vitifoliae (grape phylloxera), 2190 nucleotides. RefSeq names its product dynein regulatory complex subunit 3-like. The transcript is spliced from 12 exons. The record is from RefSeq and is a predicted model, not a curated record. The coding region runs from base 274 to 1671 and encodes 465 amino acids. Gene Ontology annotation, molecular function: protein binding. Lineage: Eukaryota; Metazoa; Arthropoda; Insecta; Hemiptera; Phylloxeridae.
CAAAACGUAAACAACAGGAAUCUACUUCUAGGGUAGAUUUUGUCAUUAAAUACAUCGAUUUUUGUGGUAAAACCUGUAUUAGUUAGGAUGUGUCAAAUCAAAAAAUGGAGAUAAACAUCGUGAUUGGAUUCAAAUACUUACCGAAUUCAAUAAUAUUGAGCGGCUUGAUCUUAGUUGCAUGAAAAAGUUGACGAAAUUGAUUCACAUAAUUUCUUUGUUAGGAUUAUAAAAUGUCUCACCAAACUCAGUAGUUGAAUUUUAAAUAAAUAAUUGAUGAGUAUACUUCAUAUCGAAAAUCUAUCUAAUUUUUCUACGUCUAAUCUCACAUCACUCAAACUUCAAGUGAAUCGAAUCGAUAAAAUUUGUAAUCUUGAAUCGUUAAAAAAUUUAAUUGAACUAGAUUUAUCACAUAAUUACAUAUGUCGUAUAGAAAAUCUUCAGACUUUAACAAAACUACAAAAUUUAGUGUUAAACCACAAUCCAAUAUCAUGUAUUGAAAAUUUGGACGCUCAAAAAAAAUCUAUGGAAAUGCUUGACAUUUCUUACUGCAAUAUUUCUAACUUAAAAUAUAUAUUAUACCUCAAUCAGUUUAAAAAUCUAGUAUCAAUAGUAGUUGAAGGUAAUCCUAUUCGGUUUGAACCAACUGGUGCUGAUCGACAGAUUACAAUUUGCAUGAUUCAGUCCUUACGCGUUUAUAACAAAAAAAUGGUUCUUGCCAAUGAAAGACUGAAAGCUUAUAAGGAUCUCAGUAAAUUGCAUGAACUAACCGUCAAAAACGAUAAAAAAAUGAAACAUCAAAUUGAAGAAGAAAGGAAAGGUGUCAUGAAUAAAAUGUGGCAGAAGGAAUCUUUUAUAGAUGAUUUAUUAGAUGGAGACGUUAUAAAUUUGAAUGAUACAGUUUUUGAAAAUGAUACAGUAAAAAAACUUUUAAGUAAAAAUAGUCAUUUCGGAAUCCAAAAAUCAUAUAGAACGUUUUCUGAUAAAUUUAAAUGUCAAGUAGACGAUAUCAUAGAGGCCGCGGAAAAGAAUAGGCAUAUUCGAGUUGGUCUAUUACAAAAAUUUUACAAUGAGUUGGAAGAACUAACACAAGACAGAAUCAACAAAAGUAGAAGAAAUGUGUUAAAAUUUAUGGAAGAGAAGAAAAAUUACUUAGAAAACUAUCAUUCUAAGGAAUUUGAUAGUAAAUCAAAUAAAUAUAUAGAUAGUAGAUUAAAGAAGUUGUGGGUUGUAUUGAUGAGUCAAGAAGACGGUUUGACAAGAGAAAUUAAUACUAUGAUAGAAGAUUUGCACGAUUUGCUUGAAAAAGAAAUUGACCAAUUUAAACACGUGAUUUAUGAUCGGUUUUAUUCUUUACAAACUCAGCUAAAUAUGUUUUUACAAUUUAUUUUAGAAUCUUUAUCUUCUUUUGAAUUAGAUGACCCAAAUAAACGCUUUUCUAAAGUAUCUAACAUGACUAAUGACAUAUCUUCAUUCAUGGAGCACCAAUUUUUACUAAUUAAUUAUACUGAGUCGUGUAUCAUGAAAAAAGCAUCAGAGUGGCUUUCUACAAUAUUUUAUAACCUUAAAAGAACUGAAAAUCGAAGAAAUCGCCAAAAAUUAUAUGAAAUCGCGACUUUUGUACAGUUUCAGAGUACAAAGAAUAACAAUCAGAUAAAUUCUAAAAAUAAUUAGGAUAACAAUUUAUAAGUUAUACAAUUUGUAGACAUUUUUAUCAUACUAUUAUAUUAACUAUACUGAGGCAAAAUUUUAUUUUAAUUAUUUUUCAUUUAAUAAUAAAAAUAAUAUUAAUAUUGUAAUAUAAUAAUGAGUUUUCCUUUAAUUUUCGAAAGUUACGCCUAAAAUUUCUCCAUAGAAAUAAUGUUUUCUUACAAUAAUCUUAAUGUUUGCUAGAGUUCAUAAAAAUUAAUUUUUUUUAUAUUGUACAUUUUAAUGAAAAAUAGAAGUAACAAAACAUAUUUGAUGCAUAAAAUACGUUACCAUACUUUUUAAUGACGAAACAUACAAAUUUAUAGUUCGCUUUCAUGUUACAUUUAUUUUGUAAAAUUAUUUUAAAAAUGUUUUUUUCAAAAUAAUAUGUAACUCAAUUGAUUUCGUGCGACAGAAAAUAUUAUACAAAUUAAUUUUGUAAAAUAUGUACUUUUAAGUAAGUGUAUAUUUUAUAAAAUAAAUAAUGACAUAUUUCGUUUUUAU